Molecule: messenger RNA, 3400 nt
Organism: Amyelois transitella
Lineage: Eukaryota; Metazoa; Arthropoda; Insecta; Lepidoptera; Pyralidae
Product: deubiquitinase OTUD6B
Exons: 1
Coding region: 305-1183 (292 amino acids)
Biological process (GO): protein deubiquitination
Molecular function (GO): cysteine-type deubiquitinase activity
Source: RefSeq, a predicted model, not a curated record
ACACGUCAUCACAUUUUUUAUUUGAACUUGCAGAUACAUCAACAUUUAUACCUAAACAUAAAAUUUAAUUUUCUCUAAAUAUUACAACACAAAGGCGAUGUUAUAAAAAGGUACUUGUUGUAAACUUAACAUGCUUGCAUUUCUUUCUUUCUUUUGAUAUGUAAAAAGAUGUAUACUGUCAUAGAAUUUUUCGACGUGUCUGUUUUUCUUUAACCGCCUCUCCUACAACUAUUGAUUAUUUUCUGUUUAUUUCUGUUGAAUUUUUAUAUAGCCACGUUUUAUUUAUUUUAUUGCUAAGAUUAACAUGGAAGAUAAUGAUAUAGUAUCCUCAGUAGAAAGUAGACACCGAAAAGAGAAGAAAGAAUUACAAGCGCAUAUUCAAGCGCUUAAGAAAACCGCAAAAAAUGAUAAGUCGAAAAAAAAAGAAUUGACAGCAGAAAUAGCUCGACUCGAAGCUGAGCAAGACAGUCGUCACAAAGAAGAAUUGGAGGCUGUCCAGAAACAACUAGACGGCAUUGUGGAUAACAAUAUAAUUGAACAUGUUGAACAAGGAGAUACAAGUACAACAGAUGAAGUGGCUAAAACUAGAGUUUCAAAGGCCCAAAAGCGUAGAGAUAAAAAAAUGCAACAAGAAAAAGAAAGAGAAGAACAAAUAAAGCAACAAGAAAAGGAAAAUAUACAUGGACCGAGAAAUAAAGAAAUUCAAGCUAUUAAUGCUAAAUUGAAACAAAGAAAUUUGAAGAUAUUCUCAAUACCUUCUGAUGGUGAUUGUCUUUACAAAGCUGUUGCACAUCAGUUGUCAUUAAAGAGGCAACAAAACUUUUCAAUUGAAGAAUUACGAAAUAAAGUUGCCGAUUAUAUAAAAGAGAACAAACAUGAUUUUAUACCCUUUAUGAGUAAUUCUGAGACUUAUGAAAUGCUUACAGAUCAAGAAUUUGAAGAAUAUUGUGAAAAAAUUCGGAGUACGAAAGUUUGGGGUGGACAAAUAGAAAUAAGAGCUUUAUCAAGUUCAUUAAAAUGUCCUAUAAAUAUAAUACAAGCUUCAGGGCCAGAAACAAUUGAACAGGGCAAAGAGUUUGUUGGAGAUCCACUUAUAUUGGCAUAUCACAGACAUAUGUACAAAUUAGGAGAGCAUUACAACUCAACUUGUUUGAAUGAAAAUGAGGAUGUGGAAGAUGAUUAAAUGAAAACAUGACGUUUUUACGGCAAUUCAAGAUAGGUAUCUAACAGCUAUCAAGCAAAAUUUAUAUCAAACAUUUUUAAUGUACUAAAUAUAAAAUGACUUUGAUACAUAAAGGUAAUUUUAUUGUGAAGGGUGAUUUUGAAGGGCUGUUUUCUAAUUAUUAGUUUGCAUCUCUUUCAUAUAUGUAUGUAUAUAUAUAUAUAUAUACUAGAGGCCGCCCGCGACUUCGUCCGCAUGGAAACCCUAUCAAUCCCGCGGGAACUCUGGGAUAAAAAGUAGCCUAUGUGUUAUUCUGGGUCUUCAGCUACCUACAUACCAAAUUUCAUGGUAAUCGGUUCAGUAGUUUUUGCGUGAAAGAGUAACAAACAUCCAUACAAACUUUCGCCUUUAUAAUAGUAGUAGGAUAUUUUAAUAGUAAGAUAGGUAACACAAUGGUUAUAUAUAAAUAUAACCAUUGUGUUGCAUUAUACUAUUUUUUAAUAAUCAAAACUUCCAAAAUAAAAUAAAGGUCCGUGUGCGUGUUUAAUACCUGUAUUAUUUUUAAUAGUAUGAAUAAAACUAGGUGGACCCCGGGCCAUUGUAAAUAAAAAUAAAUAUAACAAAUUACAAAACAAUUCUGGAUUUAGGAGAAUAUGUACAAUGGCGGACUUAUCCCAUCUGGGUUUCCUUCCAGUCAACCAAAAUAUAAACGAAAAUCCACAAUUAAAAAGGCAGCGUACAUUAAAAAGCAUUGAGGAUGCGUUAUAAUAAACUUAUUGUUUUUUUAUGGAGUGAGCCUAGGUUUCUUGAGUAGGCUGUUAGCUGCCGGGCCACAUAUAACAUUAUUAUGCAAUAACUAUCUCAGUGAUGGGCUUACUUACCAGGCUUUAUUUCAAAUUUAAUUGAUGUAAGGCAAUGGGCUAUCUAAUCAAUCUGCCAAUAAUUAUAUCAUAACGCCAUUCAGCUGUACUUAAGUUUUCGAUUCUGUCUGAGACUAUCGGGCUCGGUCUACCGCGCAACUUGACAAUUAGAAUUGUGGAAUUAAGUAAAGGCUUCAAGGUGGUGCAACGACGCAUAUGCCGUUUUUGUGGAACAUCUGUGUAAUCAAUCACACGCAGGUCUUAGCUUGUAAGGACCUAGGUUGCUCCCAGGGCUUUGAUAUCUGCUUUGCACCAAUAUGGACGUGAAAUAAGUCAGCCUCAUAUGUUAUUUGGACCACAGAUACUUUACGCCAUUAAGAGGGUCAAUUUAAUACAAAUAUAAUCAUGAACAUACAAACAUAUAAUCACGUACAUACAUACAUAUCUAUACUAAUAUGAUAAAGCUGAAGAGUUUGUUUGUUUGAACGCGCUAAUCUCAGGAACUACUGGUUCGAAUUGAAAAUUUCCUUUUGCGUUAAAUAGACCAUUUAUCGAGUAGGGCUUUAGGCUAUAUAACAUCACGCUGCAACUAUAAGGAGCAAAUAAAUAAUGGAAUAUGUGAAAAAACGGGGAAAAUUAUUCAUCUUUGAGAGCUUCAAUGAUGCCCAAAAUAACUAUUCCACAUGGACGAAGUCGCGGGCACAGCUAGUAAUCACAUAUAUACGUAUAAACACGUCUAUAUCCUUUGCGGGGUAAACAGAGCCAACAGUCUCGAAAAUACCAAUAAGCCACGUUCAGCGGUUUGGCUUAAUGAUAGAAUUGAGAUUCAAAUAGUCUAAGGUUGCUAGCCCAUUGCUUAAAAGAAAAAUCCGAAGUUUAUAAGCAUAUCUCUUGGUCGCUCUUUACGACAUCUAAGGGAAGGAGAUGAGGACCUUUUUUCUAUUGGUGCCUGGAAACAAACGUCAAUUAUAUGACUUCUUUUACCAUUUCCAUAACAAUUUUCGUAUAUUCUAAGUAGCACCUACCUACCUAUUAAAACUGAGGAUCUCGAGAUUAAAUAAAACGAAUCAAUGUUAGUCGACAAUAAUUUAAAUUAAGCGAAACUAUAAAAGAGCCAGAGCACACCAUUAAUUAAAUAUUAUAUAAAAUUAUUCUCCAUUUCGAACUGCCGUCGUACCAGAAGCCUUGUCAUCCUCCCCGACGUUCUUAUUUGGGUCAUCAGGUUUCAUCGCAGGGAAUAACAACACCUCCUGAAAUGAGAUGGAAUUAUGAUACUUCAUUGGUUGUUAUUACGAUAAACCCCUUCUCUGAAUUAACUUGAGUAAAAAUAUUGCAAUCAGUACCUUAUUGUAAACUGACUAAAUAAAAUAUAAAUUUA